UCCCUCCUAUUACAAAAGCACCAACCCAGCCACAAAAUCGAAGCCCUUGUCCAACCGCGAAUACUUGGAUCCUCAACCGUCUCCUCCUCCAAAUUCCACCACCACCUCUACAUCACCGACCGUCACCAGUCGCGACGCUCCAACUCGAUCACCCAACAGUCCUGUCGCGGCCCCACGUUAUCCCUGCAUUUCUUCUCCCACUGCAGCAUACACAACCCAGCUCCAUCUGUCGACCAAGUUUCCACUGCACACCGAAGCCGCGGCCAAGCACCCCCUCCGUCAACGUUCACAUCUGUCAUCGCUACCAUAUUCAUCUUAUUGUUGUUUUGGUCCUUUGAGUUUUGAAGUUCCCUUCUCUAUUUGUUUACUAAUUAUUGGGUUAUUUGGCUGCUGAGUACCGGUGGUCACUGGUCAUUUUGUCAUUUUAAUUGUGUGGAGAAAUUUAUCUGUUGGAUUUCAUUUUAGUUUUUUGUGGGAUUUGUUUCUGUUUGACGUGGUGCUAUGAAUCUAUGACGUGUGCUUAUUGAAGUUUAAUGGGACUCGAGAUAUAGUUUUAAUUGCAAUAAAAUAGCAGUAUAGGAAAUGCUGCGGAGAUACCAGCAGAAAAAAAAUAUUAACAAAUAGUGUUUGAUGAAAUGCCUGAGUGAAGGUCAACAGUGAUAGUAGUGUGGCAUUUUUUUAAUUUUUAAUUUUUUAAUUCUUUAACAUACUCGACAGUGAUAAAUUCUUGUUGACAUUGCAGCCGUUGUUGAGUAGUGUUGUGAAAGUGAUUGUAGAUAAUUAAAAUACGUGUGGAUGGAGAGCGAAGAGGAUCUAGUGAAGAAGAAACGUGUGGUGGAAGCGCGAGCUAGAAACAUAAGUCACAAUGUGCGGUGCACAGAGUGUGGAAGUCAGUCCAUUGAAGAAUCCCAAGCUGACAUUGCCAUUCUCCUUCGUAAGUUAAUACGGGAUGAAAUUCGGGAUGGGAAAUCUGAUAAAGAGAUCUACAAGAAGCUCGGGGAAGAAUAUGGUGAGACAGUGCUUUAUGAGCCGAAAUUUGAUUUGCAGACAGCUGGUCUAUGGUUAUCACCGCUUUUAGCUGCAGGUGUCGCUGGAGGAAUGUGGGCAUACAAAAAGCAUAGGCAAAAGACUAAUGUGCACAUUAUGGCUUUAAACCUCGUUAGAGGAGUCCCAUUAACCCCGAGGGAGAAGGAAACAAUGCUAGAGGUCCUCACACCACCGCCUCCUGAAGGAGCUUCGUAUUGGUGGAGAAGAUGGCUUCGUUGAUGCUUCCAGAAUAUAUUUUGCCUGUUUCCCUAUUUAUUUAGGUCAUGAUAAUUGAAUAUCUAGUUUGUUCAAUAAUAGAAUUUUAAGAGUACCAGCCCAGGUCGGAGUUUCAUUUCGUCUUGGUGAAAACUCAUUUGUAUGCAACCUUAAAAUGAACAACACUCUGUGAUUUUGCAAUAUAUUAUUUUGGUCGUGCAUUGAUUCUAUUAGAGUUCAA
Olea europaea var. sylvestris is the source of this 1483-nucleotide messenger RNA. RefSeq names its product cytochrome c-type biogenesis CcmH-like mitochondrial protein. The transcript is spliced from 3 exons. The record is from RefSeq and is a predicted model, not a curated record. NCBI's taxonomy places the organism in Eukaryota, Viridiplantae, Streptophyta, Magnoliopsida, Lamiales, Oleaceae. The coding region runs from base 796 to 1266 and encodes 156 amino acids.